UGCUGGGAGUUGCCGGUUCUGUGGCUGAUGAAAAUUUCCUCCCACUUCCGACAAAUUGUCUGGUCGAGACGAGGCAUUCAACCAAGAGGCGGACUGACUCCUAGUGUCACCUAGUACCAUAAGACGGAAGACAGUCUUUCCUUCUUGGUAUCGCAGCUGAUUGCAAAAUUAUGCGCAAAAGUUGGAUUUGGAUCUCGGAAACACCCGAGCGAGGACCCAUAAGUAUAUCACACUGAGCGAACGGCAGCAGUGAAGGGCACAGUACUUGCAUGCGCAGGAAGUGAGGCUCAGCGCUCAGUCCCAGCGGCGGGAGAUCAUCGACGCGUCUGACGCGUCGUUUUUGUCCGGGAACCUAUUAGACAGGAUGUCAUGUAUCGUCUCCAUUCACGCCAAGGACAUGGAUGGCGCAAUUCUGUUGUUCUCAUUACAUCUCUACUGGCCUUGUUUUAUUCUCUGCCGUACUCACUCCCCUCGCUCACUCGCUGCUACCUUGUGCAUCCUUCCACACGGUACACCCUCCCACAUCGUCUCGUACCUUCCUCUGGCACCUUCUGGCACCUAUCUCCUUUAGCUUUUGUUCUGUUUAGUUUUAGAAUGGUUGAAAUACACUUGAUCGAUUUGGAUUUAUUCUAAAUGUUCGAACCUUGACUUCUAUUAGGCUGAUAAAAUUUGACAAAAUCUAAAAGCUAUCAAGUACUGUUGUGUUCUAGAAGGUCUGUGUAUCGAAGGUGCUACUGCGAGCUCUAGGUGUUUUUGU
This is a messenger RNA of Suillus paluster, 757 nucleotides long. RefSeq lists its product as uncharacterized. The record is from RefSeq and is a predicted model, not a curated record. The transcript is spliced from 5 exons. NCBI's taxonomy places the organism in Eukaryota, Fungi, Basidiomycota, Agaricomycetes, Boletales, Suillaceae. Bases 370 to 633 code for a protein of 87 amino acids.